AUGAAAUCAAAAGAGCGCACAUCAGGUGUCUUCCAUAGUAUCGUUACAAUGAUAAAGAGCAGGGUUGGCGGAGGACGAAGCUGGAGUGGGUGCCACUGGGCGAAGUGGCAGGGCAGUGCUAGAGUGGGUGAUGUUGAUUUGGUGACGACGAUGCUUAGUGGUUGUGGUAGCGGUGGUGGGGGUGCACUAUCAGUGCUGCUUGAAGCUAAAACCGGAAGCAAUUUACCACCUUACGUUGUCAUACAUUGAGAAAUCUUUAUUGAGUUGUGGCUUGAGUCUUAAGCAAAUAUCCAAUAUGCCAUUACCUGAUCACAAAUAUAUUUAAGAUUCUUGCAAUAUGUUAAUUCAAGACGAGCUUAAUUAUGAUCCGUCAAGUCUUGAAAUUGCACAUCAACAAUUGCAUUCCAAGCCGGUUGUCCAAACAAUGAUUUCGAAGAGACAAAAUCAUUUGCUGAAUGGAUCCUUAAAAUUAGUGAAGGUACUAUCGGUGGUCCUAAUGAUGGUGAAGUUGAAGUUGAAUUUCCAGAAGAUGUUAUCGUUCCCUCUAUGGUUGACCAUAUUCAUUCAAUUGUAUCCUCUAUUUAUUCAUCCUUUCAGAACCAUCUUGAUGAUCCAUCUUAUUUUCAAGAUAAAGCUAUUUUGGUCCCUACAAACGAAGAAGUCGAUGCUAUCAACGACUACGUGUUAGAAUUGAUGAAAGAUGAAGGGAAAGCUUAUCUGAGUUCUGAUUCGUUAUGUGAGACCGAAGACCAAGAUUCAUUUGAGGAAUCAAUAUACUCUCCAGAUGUGUUGAAUGGUUUUAAGGCUUCUGGAAUUCCCAACCAUAAGCUUAUACUAAAGAAAGGUGUUCCGGUGAUGUUGCUUCGUAAUAUCGACCAAACCAAAGGACUAUGCAAUGGUACAAGAUUACAAAUCGUAAGGCUUGGAAGACACGUCAUCGAAGCACAAAUCAUAUCUGGUAGAUUUUUCAACGAGACUACUUAUAUACCUCGGAUGAAGUUAACCCCGUCUGAUAAAAAAUUUUCAUUCCGUUUUCAGCGGAGGCAAUUCCCCAUAGCUGUUUGUUUCGCUAUGACCAUUAACAAAAGUCAAGGACAGUCAUUAUCAAAUGUUAGAUUAUACUUACGUAGACAUGUCUUCACUCAUGGUCAGUUAUAUGUAGUUGUUUCCCGUGUAACAAGCAAAAAAGGGUUGAAGGUACUCAUAUGCGACGAGGAAGAUUGUUCAACUAAUAAAACAAAAAAUGUUGUCUAUAAAGAGGUCCUUCAAAGAUUAUAGAUAUUUAUCGAUUUCAUUAUAUCUUGUUCACAUUUCAAUAAUAGAAACACCCAU
Molecule: messenger RNA, 1332 nt
Organism: Lactuca virosa
Lineage: Eukaryota; Viridiplantae; Streptophyta; Magnoliopsida; Asterales; Asteraceae
Source: the annotation of a GenBank genome assembly